AUGCACAAGCCCAACUUGCUCCUGCUACUGGGAUUCGGCGCCACAGGCCUCUCACAGCAUGGUAUUCAAGUUCCACCCCAGGCUCAAGUGAUCGACCAGCGGAGCUUCAAUUCUCUCCAGAUUGUCGCUGCGCCAUCCGUGGCCGAUGGCUUCGCACAAUUCGUUCCUCCAGGUACAACACUGAAAAGGCUUCUCGCCCGCCCCUUUCAUGUCUACGACGAGGAUUUUCUGGAAAUUAUCGGUCCAAACCCGACUUUGACCCUGCUCAACCACACAGCAUCAGACCCGAUAUUCCAUGAAGCGCCCGUCUGGUAUCCCGCCAAGGACGAGAUGUUCUUCGUCCAGAAUGCCGGUGCGAGAGCAGCUGGGACUGGCCUUGCCAAGUCGGCAACCAUUCAGAAGAUUUCGCUGUCUGCUAUUACUCCCGCCAUUGCGAGCCAGAGAAAUGCUAGUGGUUCGGUAAAGGUGGAAGUUUUAGACUCAUAUCCCACUGUUAUGAACCCAAAUGGUGGAACCAACUUCAGGGGCCAGCUGCUAUUUCUCGGAGAAGGACAAGGAGAAAGCAUAGCGCCGGCCAUGUAUCUUAUGGAUCCACAGCCUCCAUACAACACCACGGUACUCCUAGACAAUUUCUUCGGCCGCCAGUUCAACUCGCUGAGCGAUGUCUCCAUCAACCCUCGGAAUGGAGAGCUCUACUUCACAGACCCGACAUACGGAUACUUGCAGGACUUCCGGCCAACGCCGGGAAUGCCACGGCAGGUAUGGCGCUUCAACGAAGCCACCGGAGUAGUGAGAGUGGCAGCAGAUGGAUUCAACAUGCCCAACGGCAUCACUUUCUCCCCUACCGGCUCUCACGUGUACAUCACCGACACCGGAAUGACCCAAGCAUUUUAUGGCACUAACUUCACCUCUCCCUCAACCAUCUACCAGUACGACGUCAACGAGGACGGCACCCUGGUGAACCGAAAGCCGUUUGCAUUCGUGACGCCAGGCGUGCCCGACGGGAUCCACGUCGACACAAAGGGUAACGUGUACGUCGGCUGCGGCGAUGGCGUGCAAGUGUACAGCCCGUCUGGGAAACUGCUCGGCAAGAUCUACGUUGGGAAUGCGGUGCCCAAUUUCCAAUUCGCUGGGCUGGGGCGGAUGGUCAUCUUGGCUGAGACAGAGCUGUACUAUGCCACGUUGGCCGCGGAGGGGGCCUUUCCUGGUGCACUGUAUUAUCCACCAGAUGCUGAGGGUUGA
This is a messenger RNA of Parathielavia appendiculata, 1242 nucleotides long. RefSeq names its product calcium-dependent phosphotriesterase. The transcript has 7 exons. Lineage: Eukaryota; Fungi; Ascomycota; Sordariomycetes; Sordariales; Chaetomiaceae. Bases 1 to 1242 code for a protein of 413 amino acids. The record is from RefSeq and is a predicted model, not a curated record.